This is a messenger RNA of Penicillium nucicola, 2475 nucleotides long. RefSeq lists its product as uncharacterized. The record is from RefSeq and is a predicted model, not a curated record. The coding region runs from base 1 to 2475 and encodes 824 amino acids. The transcript is spliced from 5 exons. Lineage: Eukaryota; Fungi; Ascomycota; Eurotiomycetes; Eurotiales; Aspergillaceae.
AUGACGAAGGGAUCUCGCAAGAGAGUCAAGCCCAGCCCCUCCGGCGAGGACUCGCCGACUCCAGCGCCUAGUGAUGUUCGAGAUCGUUCUGACUCCCAGUCGAGAGGGCAUAAUGCAAGCUGGUAUCCUGGGUCUUGGUCUUCCGUUGCCAGAGUCUCCAAAGCAGCCCCAGUUACCGAGGUUGCCCGUGAGAGCAUCUCGGCGGCGAGAAAUGUAGCUUCGAGCAUCACAGCCUCAUCGACCUCCUUCCUCGAUACUCCUGCUAAAACUCGACAUCCUUCCCUUCAGCUUACAAGAAAAACGGGUGCCUCAGCCAGAUCUCUCCCCGCUGAUGCUACUACAACUCGCGUCAACAUUGCAUCCGAUGGUUCAGCUUCCACUCUAAAUCUCGAGACUACAGGAGAACCCAGUGCUUCAGGAACAGUGACACCUGACAAAGAAGCGUCCGGCGAAAACGAUACUAAGCCGCCGGAGGAACCCCCUAAGGAGCGGGAGGCUACCCCUAACCCCGAUCCCAGCACAUUGCAUGCAGGACAUGCAGAGGCUCCCGAACAGUAUACUGGUAGCUGGCUCUCGUGGAUAUAUGGUCAACCCAGUACAUCUCCUGGGGUCGCGAUUGCAACAGAGCCGACAGGGCCUACAGAAGCUGCGGCCGAAUCUGAGGCAGAAGGGACAGAAGAUCAAUCUCCUGUGAAGGACACCACAGCUGGAGAGGAACGAACAGAUACUGAACCUGAACAGACGGCGGAUGUUGUAGAAGUUACACCGGCGGCGCAGAAGCGAUCCUGGCUUCAGAUGUGGUACGGUUCUAACGCGCCCAGCAAGCAGGAAGAGCCAUCAGUUUCAGAAUCCACUGUUCCCGCAAAGAAUCCUGAAACCACCGAGACUGCCGACAUCGAUAUGACACCAAAGGAUCCCCCGACUGAGGCAAGAGAGCUUAUUGAAGGAGCACAGAACCCGGUUGGAAGUACGAAAUCAUCUGGCUGGUCAUUCUGGUCCAAAGAUCCGACAAAGGACGGACACUCGGAUAAACCGCAACAAGGCGAAGCGGUUGAAGCAUCGAUUGAACCACAAGCCCCGUCCAAGCCAACCUCGCUUGAGCCAGAGCCGGAAACAAAUGUGAAGAUCACUCAAAAAGGCAGCAUCAAAGUCAAGCCCCCUAAAGACAAACGUGCUAAAGAUGGAUCUGUGUCUGCAAUGGAGAUCACUUCCAUACCCUCACCACCCGUGGAGCCUCGACCAGCCGAUACCACUGCUUCAAAGCAAUUACAGAAAAUCCUUCCUAAUCAGGUAUUACCACGGUUCGAAGAAACAUACUCAUUCGAGGAGUCACCUUCCAUUUUGCAGAGCCUAGGUCGAUUCCUCCAUUAUGGAAAAGGACCAGAGCUCAAACAUGUCAGCAGAGUAAAGGACCCGCUGCAUGUCAAACGCGCCCUGGCCAUUGGUGUUCAUGGAUAUUUCCCAGCUCCUUUUAUUCGGAGUGUACUCGGACAACCGACAGGCACGUCAAUUCGUUUCUCCAAUAUGGCGGCAGAUGCCAUUCGCAAAUACACAGAAAGCCACGGCUAUUCCUGCAAUAUUGAAAAAAUCGCCUUGGAAGGAGAAGGUCGCAUCACGGAUCGGGUAGAUCUACUUUGGAAGUUGCUCCUGAACUGGAUGGAAGAAAUUCGCAAAGCAGAUUUCAUCAUGGUUGCUUGCCACAGUCAGGGAGUUCCUGUGGCGAUCAUGCUGGUUGCGAAACUGAUCCAGUUUGGCUGCCUUGACGCUAAAAGAGUCGGGAUUUGCGCCAUGGCUGGUGUAAACCUCGGUCCCUUCCCCGAUUACAGAUCACGCUGGAUCAGCGGCUCAGCUGGAGAACUUUUCGAAUUUGCACUUCCUUUCAGCAAAGUCUCGAAAGAGUACGAGGCAGCUCUCAAAUGUGCUCUCGACUUUGGUGUCCGCAUUUCUUACAUUGGCAGUAUUGACGAUCAACUUGUUUCCCUUGAGUCAUCUCUCUUCUCACCCCUAGCGCAUCCUUAUGUUUAUCGCGCCGUGUUCGUAGAUGGCCGCGUCCAUGCCCCAAGUUUCCUCUCCCACCUAGUUGGUUUCGCCCUCAAACUCCGAAACUUGGGUAUUUCAGACCACGGUUUAAUUCGCGAGCUAAGCUCUCCACUAGCGGGCAGUCUCUACACCGGAGAAGGCCAUUCACGCCUAUACGACGACGAAGCUGUGUAUUCCAUGGCCAUCGAAUUCGCCCUAGAGACAUCCUCUGUCCCAGAUUCAACAAUAAGCAUUAAAAGAGCCAGCGGCUCCAUAACCCCAAAUCCAUACAUCCUCCCCUUUGCUAUGCGCGGUCUUCUAGAAGAAGAAUACGUGCGCCGCGAACUACACGAGGAGACGAUGGAAUUACUUCGGCAAUUUGAUGAGUGGAAACCUUCGAGUAAGGUUUUGAAAGACGUCAAGUUCCGACUUGAGGGGAUCCGGUCUAAACUGUAG